This is a messenger RNA of Aspergillus candidus, 1287 nucleotides long. RefSeq names its product alpha/beta hydrolase. The transcript has 4 exons. Lineage: Eukaryota; Fungi; Ascomycota; Eurotiomycetes; Eurotiales; Aspergillaceae. The record is from RefSeq and is a predicted model, not a curated record. Bases 43 to 1287 code for a protein of 414 amino acids.
CUAUCAAAGAUCAAUCGAUUAGCAUUGCGGUGUGAGCGGACCAUGUCUCAUUUUCGCAUAAUCAACCAUGAAGUCCGCGCGCAAAAUAUUCGCGACCGACCAGGGGCAGUUAAGCUAGGGCACGAACGGGACCUUCGACUGGCAGUCAAGCAGUAUGUCCCGCAUGACAAUCCUUGUCCUAACGAUGGAGAUGUCACCCUUAUCGGGGCGCAUGCAAAUGGAUUUCCCAAGGAGCUAUACGAGCCCCUUUGGGACGAUAUCUACGAAAGACUGCGAGCUCGCAAACGACGUAUUCGGGCAAUUUGGAUUGCGGACGUUGUUCAACAGGGUCAAAGCGGUAUUCUGAACGAAGGGAUUCUUGGAGACGAUCCUAGCUGGUUUGAUCACGCGCGGGACGUGCUGUUCAUGUUGAAUCAAUUUCAGGACCAAAUCACCCAUCCUGUCAUUGGAAUUGGUCACAGCAUGGGUGGAAUGCAGAUGGCCCAUCUUUCUCUGAUACAUCCAUCGUUGUUUCAGGGACUUAUUCUCAUAGAUCCUGUCAUUCAAAGAGAAAACCCGAGCCGUAAAUAUGCUUUACCGUCUACAUAUAGGCGUGAUCUUUGGCCCUCUCGCGCCGACGCGGCAGAGAAGUUCAGAUCUAGUCGGUUCUAUCAGGCCUGGAAUUCUCGAGUACUCGAUAAAUGGAUCGAAUAUGGACUCCGCGAUCUCCCAACAAAUCUCUAUCCCACGACCAGUGAAACCGGCGCCCAACCACCCGCUGUAACCUUGACGACGCCCAAGUCACAGGAAUUAUUUACAUUUUUGCGAUCCUCAUAUGUCGAUGAAAGGUCCGGCCUUGCUCGUGGAUCACCUAAGGAGGAGAUGCAUCCGGAUGAUAUCGAGAACUUCCCAUUCUACCGCCCCGAGCCUCCGCGAAUCUUCCGUCAAUUGCCAGAGCUACGACCCCCGGUCAUGUAUCUCUUCGGAAGGGACUCUGAUCUUUCUUCCUAUGAUGCUCGUCGGGAAAAGCUACGUCUUACCGGUAGCGGAGUUGGGGGAAGCGGGGGUGUGUCUCGUGGGCGGGUAAAGGAAACCGUUCUUCCGUGCGGACAUCUGGUUCCCAUGGAGCUUGUCCAAGAAAGUGCGCAGGCCAGCGCCGAUUUCAUUGAUUCGGAACUAUCGUGCUGGGAGUCUCACAGCCUGGCGGUUCAAAACGCCUGGGGAUCUGUCUCACACCAGGACCGCACAAGCAUCGAUGAGCAAUGGAAAACUCAUAUGGGAACCAUACCAAAACGACCAAAGCUUUGA